This is a messenger RNA of Cherax quadricarinatus, 2998 nucleotides long. The record is from RefSeq and is a predicted model, not a curated record. Lineage: Eukaryota; Metazoa; Arthropoda; Malacostraca; Decapoda; Parastacidae.
GAGCCGAGUGAUAGAGACAGUGGGAUUAUCCCUCUCCCUGGCCUCCGUACUGGUAUCCCUGGCUAUUUUCUCCUACUUCAGGUCUCUACGCAACAACAGGACAAGAAUGCACCUCAACUUGUUCGUAGCGAUGAUGAUACAGCUGAUGGUGCGUCUGACACUCUAUAUUGACCAGUACAUCACCAGGAAAACUCAACAGAAAGCUACAGGCAUUGAAAACACGCCUGUGUUGUGUGAGGUGUUCUAUAUAUUGAUGGAGUACGCCCGCACGGCUAUGUUCCUCUGGAUGUUCAUUGAGGGAUACUACCUCAACAGUAUGCUUACCGUGGAUGUCUUCACCGACCAGCCCAACCACACAAUAUACAACUUGCUGGGCUGGGGCGUCCCUGUAGUGAUGACAACAGUGUGGGCAGCAGUGACAGCCUACCAGCACACCGGCACAGAGUGUUGGUGGGGCUAUAACUUGAGUCCGUACUUCUGGAUCCUGGAGGGACCUCGCCUCACCGUCAUAAUAACGAACUUCCUGUUCCUGCUGAACAUCAUGCGAGUGUUGAUCACCAAGCUACAAGCCAGCGCCUCCUCUGAGACCCAGCAGGCAAAGAAGGCCGUGCGUGCGGCCAUCGUGCUGCUGCCACUACUAGGAAUUACCAACAGCCUACAGAUGGUACACUCACCGCUGGAGGGUAACAUUGUGGAGUUCGCUGCCUGGAGCUUCAUUACUACCUUCCUCACUGCCUUUCAGGGGUUCUUUGUCGCUCUGCUGUACUGCUUCCUCAACCACGAGGUACGGUGUACUGUGGGGAAAUGUCUGGGCAACCUGUACACACAGCGCCUCCUGCCCAAGAGGUCGAAACGAAGCUGCAUCAACGGCACCGUGCAGAGGUGCGGAGCCCCUACCACCACCGCGUAUUCCAGUAUAGGUUUAAGCAGUGAGGCAGCAGCCGCGGAGGAACCUCUGACCACACUACGAGAGGUCACAGUGGAACACAGCGGUGACCUCGGACUGGCCAUCACAACCGUAUGACCCUCCACCACUCCCUCUCUCCCUCAGUUCACCCUCCUCCCCCUCCUCCUCCUCCAUCUCACUCUCCAAUUCUCUCCUCCAGCGCCUCCGUCGAGGCGUUCUCCUCUCGUCUUCCCAGCAUCAGAAACAUUAAGUUGCUUCUUCUCUUCUCCAUUGUCUCUCUUGCUCACACUUUCUCUGCUCUUCUCCACCAUUCCAUCUCAACUCUGGAAAGUCUCAAAAAUCUUGUACCACCUCAUCAUUAUCUUCCUGUUUCUCUCUGUCUGUCUGUCUACUUCUCUGUGUAUCUCUCUGUCUCUCUCUUUCCUUCUGUCUUUCUUCCUUUCUGUUACAUUUGUUUGCUUUUACCAAGCAUUUCCUCCUCCAUUAUCUCCACCACACGAGGGAGUUAAGGAGCUUUACCCAAGAGGAUCCAGUUCGGUCACCUUGAGAGUCGGGGAUAAACACACACUCCACCACCUGGGCGACCAAUAGAAACACCAGGACAAGAAAAACCUGGCUUCUGAAUGGCUGAAAGGAAGACUCCUGCCCACACAAACACGUCUCCGGCACCAGCAGGAGCCGCCGGACCAUCCCGUUUUCAGUGGAGGAGUGAACAAAAGCCUCUUCUCAGCCUACGAGAAUUCACUUUUUAGCUUCGUAAAAUAAGUGGUCAUUGAAACUGAUGUCGUGUAAGAAUAUCUCCCAUUCAACGGUAUGAACACAGCACAUUUUUUCGGUCCUCCAGACAUCCCCUCUUCAGGUAAUUUGCGUUAGUUCCAUAUUGUGGAUAAUGUGUGUUACUCCCAAUAAUAGCUGAUGUUAAAUAUUCCCAAAAUAUUGAGUAUCGAGAAAUCAAGGGUCAUUAGAUUUAUAAAUAAGGAAAGUAGAUAAGAGAAUUUAUUAGAGCUUUUCAAUGUUUAUUAGAUGUCUGAAGAGUCAGAGUAACUUUUGUUGAUGUUUUUGAGAGCAAUUACUUUAUAUUUACCUAUAAUUUUUAUGUAUCAUGUCCACUCUGUAUGUGUGUGUGUGUGUGUGUGUGUGUGUGUGAGAGAGAGAGAGAGAGAGAGAGAGCGUGAGUGUGAAAGGCAACAGCAGGAGACCUAUCCUAGGCCAAAGAAUCGGAAACACUUACAUCAAAAAAAAAAAUUUUAAAACACUAAAUUUCCGUGUGAAAUCAACCACUGCAAAACUGAUUUUCUGUCUCACCGAUGGGAGCCAAUCAGACUCACCAUGGGUGGGGUUAGAACCCGCGAUCAGAGAGCCAGUCAGAAUGUGAAAGCAAAGUCACCAGAGGUAAAACUUUUAAAUCCUUUUACUAGCACACAUUUCAAGGACCCCUGAGACUGAGGGGAGAAAAAAUAAACAAACCAGACUACACCUUUUAUUCACCUCGUGGAAAUCGGACAUAGAAGGAAUAAAUUAUGAACUUCCAAUCAGGCAGUGGAGAAGAUUCAAUAUUUAUGUCUGAAUAAGUGAUAGAGACGCAACUAAUAAGCACAGGGAGAGAUAGAUAGAUAGAUAGAUAGAUAGAUAGAUAGAGAGAGAGAGAGAGAGAGAGAGAGAGAGAGAGAGAGAGAGAGAGAGAGAGAGAGAGAGAGAGGGAGAGAUAAGGAGGCUAGAAUACAGAAAUAGGUGAACAUGAGAAAAGCAUAAUAAGAGACUAUGAACAAGAAACAAGAAUCGUGACAUUAUAAAUCUCUGCCCAGAGCGAAACAUCGUGUGUAAUACAGAGGCGUUGUGCACCUAGCGUGUUUCGUCCAAGGCAGCGGGCGAAACUGGCCAUCUAUCACAGGUUAGGAACUCACUAUGCCGGUCUAGUGAAGGUUGAAAGCCGGAGAGAAGAGCUGGAGCUCCAUCAGCUGAUGCCGUUUGGAAAAAAUCAGGAAAAAUUUCAGAUUUUUCCAACUUAAAAGAAAGGAAAAUAAAGUUAUCCUAGUGAAAUUUUAUCGGUGUUAGAAAAUAAGUAAAAAAAGGAAGAUAUUUUAAUUUAAG